AACACAUACAGAGGCUUAAUAAAUCUUGUCAACUAGUUCUAUACAUCUCUGCGUUGUAUCCUUUCUACUGUCAGUCAAAUCACAUCACAAUUGAUAAAUGUUGAAUAUGAGAUACGUGGAUAAAUCAGAGGAAAAAUACAUCGCGAUGAUUAAUCGAAUCCGCGAUACUAUCCGUAAAUUAGAAGAAACUAUGAAGUAUUCACGGGAUUUGGAAGCUGUUCGAUUUCUGCGAUAUUCUAUGUUGAAAUCUCGCGAUAAAAUUCUGAUGGACGACCUGAGGAAGAUUAAAAUACGAAAUAAACAGAUGUUAAAUUUAUUUCGACAAAGUGUCACGGACGUUCAACUCGGUUCUCUCGACAUACUGCCGGAAACUCUGAGGAGACAAGUGCAGAAAACAUGGCACCAGAAAUAUGACGCUUUGUUAUCUCAAAACGAACAAUUAAAGAGACAAAUUAUCGCUUUAGAUUGCGCGAUGAAACAGAAACAGAAAGAGAUCGAUAUUUUGCAACAAAGAUUAUUCAUCGCAGGGAGUGUAAAUUCUGGAAACACUGAAAAGAUUUGCAGAAAGUGCUGGAUUCUGACGAACAAAACUUAAAAAUUAUAUAUAAGACGCAUAGAUAUUUAAAAU
Messenger RNA from Trachymyrmex cornetzi, 628 nucleotides. RefSeq lists its product as uncharacterized. The transcript is spliced from 4 exons. Lineage: Eukaryota; Metazoa; Arthropoda; Insecta; Hymenoptera; Formicidae. The record is from RefSeq and is a predicted model, not a curated record. Bases 98 to 595 code for a protein of 165 amino acids.